AAUGGAAAAAUAGAUUGUAAUUGCUUAAUAGAGGGCUGUUCAAAUCAAAGGAGAUAGAUAUGGUGUUGAAUUUUCAUAUGAAAUUAAUGGUAAGGUUGCUAAAUAGAAGACUGGUUUUGGUUUUAAAACUGUAGGAGAUUUAAUGAGUAUUAUUCUCAAAAAUGAGAUUGCAUAAAAUCUAUGUCCAUUCAAUUCAUAAAAUGAUUUAUUAGGGUAUGAUAUGUUGCUUGCUGAAGUGAAACAUAUAUCUAUUAAACCAGUGGAUGAAUGUAUUUAAUAAUAUUAAGUUAGAGGAUAUGAUAUUUGUACAUUUUAUUGUUAAUAACACUACUUAAUCUUUCCUUUUUAAUAAAAAAUAAAUAACUAUUAAGAAUGUACUAAUAAAUUUUAAUUUUAGGCUAUUUCUGAAUAUAACAAAGAUAAAGAGGGUGUACUUAAAAUAGAUAAUUACACAUUAUUUGAAAUCAUGGGAAAAUAGAUUAAUGAAGGAAAUAUCAAUAAGUACUUAUUUGAAAUGAUAAGUGGAGAACAAGGAUAUAUCAAAUAACUUGUUUAAUGA
Paramecium pentaurelia is the source of this 559-nucleotide messenger RNA. The record is from the annotation of a GenBank genome assembly. Lineage: Eukaryota; Ciliophora; Oligohymenophorea; Peniculida; Parameciidae.